Molecule: messenger RNA, 162 nt
Organism: Parastagonospora nodorum SN15
Lineage: Eukaryota; Fungi; Ascomycota; Dothideomycetes; Pleosporales; Phaeosphaeriaceae
Exons: 2
Coding region: 1-162 (53 amino acids)
Source: RefSeq, a predicted model, not a curated record
AUGGCCAAUGAGGGUCGACGUCGACUCGAAACACUGGCGACGGACAUUUGCAGGGUCUGGGCCGCCUCGCAACCAUCUUCAGCUUCGAUGGAUGCAACGACCAUCCGCUCCAAAAGCGGAGGGCGAACAAACCCCGAGUUCAGGCUGUGUGACAGAGACUGA